Corvus hawaiiensis (hawaiian crow) is the source of this 618-nucleotide messenger RNA. RefSeq names its product HLA class II histocompatibility antigen, DP beta 1 chain-like. The record is from RefSeq and is a predicted model, not a curated record. Lineage: Eukaryota; Metazoa; Chordata; Aves; Passeriformes; Corvidae. Gene Ontology annotation, cellular component: MHC class II protein complex; membrane. Gene Ontology annotation, biological process: immune response; antigen processing and presentation.
CACCGGGAGCAGCAACUGCUCGCCAGCGAUGUGGGGCUGUUUGUGGGGGACACCCCGUGUGGGGAGAAACAGGCGCAGUGCUGGAACAGCCAUCCAGCAAGACUGGGGUACAAAGGGGCUCUGGCGGACAGGCUCUGCCGGCACAACCGCGACAUCGUUGCCCCGCUGCUCGCGGAGCGCAGAGGUGCAGAACGUUGGGCAGAGCGAGUCCCCUCGGGCCCUGCCCUGGGGGUGAGCCUGGAGCCCCUCAGCCCGCCUGGUGCCCAUCCCCGGGGCCUCUUGUCCUUCCAGGUUCCCCUGAGCUCUCCCAGUCUCUCCCAGUCCAUCCCAGUCUCUCCCAGUGCCCCCGCGCGUGUCCAUCCCAAGAUGCCAGCGGACGCUGCCCGGAGCAAGAUUCUGAUGGGGAUCAGGGACUUUGUGUUGGGCUUCAUCUUCCUGGCGCUGGGGCUCGGCUUUCACUUGCUCGAGAAGGUGACGGGGGGUCCCGGGGAUCGCAUCCCCCCUCCCCCAGAGCGUGUGUGCCCCCCGGGCCCCCCAGCCCGGUUGUUCCCAGAAGCUCGGCUGGCACAGACCCACCCUGGGGACUUUAAGGGAUGUUACACCACUCAACAGAGAUGA